This is a messenger RNA of Medicago truncatula (barrel medic), 1983 nucleotides long. Its product is annotated as isoflavone 3'-hydroxylase-like. Gene Ontology annotation, molecular function: iron ion binding; oxidoreductase activity, acting on paired donors, with incorporation or reduction of molecular oxygen; monooxygenase activity. The record is from RefSeq and is a predicted model, not a curated record. Bases 57 to 1568 code for a protein of 503 amino acids. The transcript has 2 exons. Lineage: Eukaryota; Viridiplantae; Streptophyta; Magnoliopsida; Fabales; Fabaceae.
GCAUCUCUACAAAUCUUUAAUACAAAAAUUACCAACCAACACUAAGUGUUAAAAAAAUGUCAUCCUUAUUCUAUUACUCUCUCCUUUCUCUAUCCUUCAUCAUAACCAUCAAAAUUUUACUCAAAAUCACAUCAAGAAGGCUAAAAAACCUUCCACCAGGUCCACCAACAAUUCCUAUAAUUGGCAACCUCCACCACCUAAAACACCCUCUCCACCGUACCUUCACAACCCUAUCACAAACAUACGGUGACAUCUUUUCACUUUGGUUCGGUUCGCGCCUAGUUGUCGUUGUUUCUUCCCCGUCUUUAGCCCAUGAAUGCUUCACAAAAAACGACAUCAUUUUAGCGAACCGACCACGUUUCCUAACCGGAAAAUACAUCUUUUACAAUUACACAACCCUAGGCUCCGCUUCUUAUGGGGACCAUUGGCGUAAUCUACGUCGUAUAACAACCAUUGAUGUUCUUUCUAACAAUCGUCUUAACUCCUUCUUAGGAGUUCGAAGAGACGAAACAAAUAGACUUAUACAAAAGCUUCUCAAAGACGUCGUCUCUGAAGGUUUCGGUUUCACUAAAGUGGAACUGAGACCGAGACUAACAGAGAUGACGUUUAAUGCUAUGAUGAGAAUGAUAUCGGGAAAACGGUAUUAUGGAGAUGACGGAGAUGUGUCAGAUGUUGAAGAAGCUAAACAAUUUAGGGAGAUAAUAAGUGAGAUGAUGUCUUUGUUAGGUGCUAAUAAUAAGGGUGAUUUUUUGCCUUUGUUAAGGUUGUUUGAUCUUGAUAAUUUGGAGAAAAGGUGCAAGAGGAUUGCAAAAAGAUCUAAUGCAUUUUUGGAGGGACUCAUUGAGGAACAUCGCCGUGGAAAUAUUCAUAGUGAUGGAGGUACAAUGAUUGAUCAUCUUUUGAAGCUAAGUGAAUCACAACCUGAGUAUUAUUCAGAUCAUUUGAUCAAAGGUCUAAUUCAGGGUAUGCUUCUUGCGGGAACAGACACAUCAGCAGUGACAAUAGAAUGGGUAAUGUCUGAAUUGUUGAACCACCCAGAAGUAUUAAAGAAAGCAAAAGAAGAAUUAGACACUCAAAUUGGAAAAAACAAAUUAGUAGAUGAACAAGAUUUGUCAAAACUUCCAUACCUACAAAACAUAAUCUCUGAAACACUUAGAUUGCAUCCACCAGCUCCACUACUUUUGCCACAUUAUUCUUCAGAGGAUUGCACUAUUGGAGAAUUCAAUGUUCCAAAAGAUACUAUAAUAUUGACCAAUGUUUGGGGUAUUCAUAGAGAUCCAAAACAUUGGAAUGAUGCUUUGAGUUUUAAACCAGAGAGGUUUGAAAAAGAAGAGGAGGUGAACAAAGUAAUGGCAUUUGGGUUAGGAAGAAGGGCUUGUCCUGGAUUAAGCUUGGCCCAACGUACUGUGGGCUUUACUGUGGGCUUGUUGAUCCAAUGCUUUGAAUGGGAAAGAGAGAGUGAGGAAAAACUUGAUAUGAUGGAGGGUAAAGGAAUUACCAUGCCAAUGAAGAUACCAUUAAGGGCUAUGUGUAAAGCACUACCUAUAGCCAAUGAUGUAACGAAGUGAGAGAAAUGUUAUGAAUACCCUCUUUUUAGCAUUCUUUCUAAUACUCGUUUUUUUAUUGGGUGAAACUCAUAUAAGUCUCACUAUUUUAUGUGAGAUCCAUUUUCAAUGUGUAGUAUCCACAUAAAUUUCAUCCAAUAAACAAGUGGGUGUUAGAAAAAACGUUAGAAAGAGAUUGUGUAUAGCACUCCUCGAUGAAGUGAUGCCCUUUUUUGGUUACAUCCAAUGAUAACUUAUCUCUCAGCUAGUAGAAAUUGUGUGACGAUAUAAUGAUAUGUAAAUUAGACUCUAUUUUUCUCCCUCUAUAUUAUGCUCUCCUUUACUUCAGAGAAAGCUACCUUAUAUUUAUACUCAUCUCGAUCUUAUGUUAUAAAAUAUACUCUCUUGAGAAUUAAAUACGCAUUAUAUAUUUAAAUUA